Messenger RNA from Pecten maximus, 1442 nucleotides. Its product is annotated as prestalk D11 protein-like. The transcript is spliced from 8 exons. The coding region runs from base 188 to 1000 and encodes 270 amino acids. The record is from RefSeq and is a predicted model, not a curated record. Lineage: Eukaryota; Metazoa; Mollusca; Bivalvia; Pectinida; Pectinidae.
UAUCACAGGUAAACACGAAACAUGUGGUCAGGUUUUACCUGGAGAACAAUGCCUCUUCCGUACGAAAACGGGAGUAAGGUUACCUGGAAACUCGUCUUCAUGUAUAAAAAGGAAGGUAGACUUCACUUACAUCACUUUAAGGAGAAGAUAUUGACUUCAUAGGUAUAUGUAAAUUGACUUAUUCACAAUGAUGUUGAUAUGCAUUCUGAUAAUUACAGCUCUCAGUGUAUGCGGAUCAUUAGCAGUUUCGCCACCUUUCCCACCUUUUCCGUUCAAAUAUAAUCCAGGAUCGAGUGAUUCACGAUGUCCUCAAAUGGGCCGUUUCGGAAUAUGUGCAUUCACAUGCAGCAGUGGAAGCUGUGGUCCAGGCCGAGUCUGCUGUCCAACCGCAUGCGGAGGAACAACUUGCAAAACGCCUCGUUCCCCUCCGGCCCCGCCUCCUAUAUCAUCUCCCUGCCCUGAAGGUGUCCCUAUGCCGUCAUGUACCUUUGUUCCUUGUGAGAGAGAGACAUGUCCCAACCAUCCACAGGCGACAUGCGUGGACAACUAUUGUGGUGGCUGCAACGCAAAGUUUUUCCUUGGCCAUCGUGAAGUUACUCAAACAUGCAAGAAACUGUCACCUGUUCCUACUGGUUGUAAAAACGGAGAACCUAUGGUGAAAUGCUUAGUAAACCCCUGUACCGUGAAAACCUGUCAUCGACAUCCACAUGCUACAUGUGUGGCCGACUAUUGUGGCGGCUGCAACGCAAAGUUUUUCCUAAACGGACAUGAAGUUACUCAGACAUGCAAGAAUAUAACACCUUCACCUACGACUUGUAAAAAUGGAGAACCUCUAGUUAACUGUCUUGUUAACCCAUGUUCUGCACAAGGCUGUCCUCGCUAUCCAAAUGCUAAAUGUGUAGCUGACUAUUGUGGAGGCUGCAACGCAAGAUUUUUCGUGAAAAGCAAGGAAGUCACCAACUUUUGUAGGGGAUUUCCGCUAUCGUACCUUUUCAAGUAGACAUAUAGACGGAGCGGAUGUGAGGGUGGAAUUAAAUUGGAUUUGUAAAUACAUAGUACCUGUAUCAGACAACUUCUUAAUCUCUUAUUUCCCUGGGCUAACAGAUUAUUUUGACUGCAGGAUAAAAACAUGUUUAUAAUUAUUAUUUGAGGUGAAAUACGUUAUUUCCUUAUUCUAUAACAUUUUAAAAUAACGGUUGGCUGUUAAUGACAUCAAACUGUUAUCAAUACAAAUUUGACAUCUCUAUAUUGACCUUCAUGUAUGUAUGUACAUAUUUAUAGAAAUACAUAUAUCAUUAUUUGCUUCACUUUCUUCUAAACUAUUAACCUAAAUUUCAAUUCAAAUAGAAAAAAAAAGAUGAAUUAUAGGUUUGUGUAUGGUACAAUUUGUUGAAAUGAAAUAAAGACACAAAAACAUCAUUGCGUGUAACUUAAUAACAAUG